GUUUGUUUGAAAACCAAAACAAAACACAAUUAAUUCAGCCCCGAUCGGGACUUUCUUCUUCUUCACUAUCUCGCUUCCUUCGUUUUCCGCCACUUGUAGCGAGAAGAUUUUGUGCGUCGUCAUGAGGGCACAUAAGAGGCCGAUCCACGCUGUGUCGACAUGGGUCCGACGGCAGCCGCCGAAGGUGAAGGCGUUUUUGGCCGUGGUUUCUGGGAUGGCGGCGCUGGUCUUGCUGCGAUUUAUCGUGCACGAUCACGAUAAUCUCUUCGUAGCUGCCGAGGCCGUACACUCCAUUGGAAUUUCCGUGUUGAUAUACAAACUCAUGAAAGAGAAAACUUGUGCUGGACUGUCACUCAAAUCCCAGGAAUUAACAGCAAUCUUUUUAGCUGUUAGGCUGUACUGUAGCUUCGUUAUGGAGUAUGAUAUACACACCAUCCUUGAUUUAUCUACCUUGGCAACAACCGUGUGGGUCAUCUAUAUGAUCCGUUUCAAAUUAAGAUCUAGUUACAUGGAUGAUAAGGACAAUUUUGCAAUAUAUUAUGUGCUGGUACCUUGUGCAGUGUUGGCUCUGCUUAUACAUCCAUCGACUUCACAUAAUUUUGUCAACAGAAUUUUUUGGGCUUUCUGUGUAUAUCUUGAAGCUGUUUCAGUACUACCCCAGUUGCGAGUUAUGCAGAACACAAAGAUUGUUGAACCAUUCACUGCCCAUUAUGUAUUUGCACUGGGUGUUGCAAGGUUUUUGAGCUGUGCCCACUGGGUUCUCCAGGUUCUGGAUAGUCGCGGACACUUGCUUGUAGCCCUGGGCUAUGGGUUAUGGCCUUCAAUGGUUCUUAUCUCCGAGAUUGUUCAAACUUUCAUUCUGGCUGAUUUCUGUUACUACUAUGUCAAAAGUGUCUUUGGAGGACAGCUUGUGCUUCGACUUCCUUCAGGAGUAGUGUAACUGAAAAUUACAGAGUUAACUUAAAUCGGAGAAUGUGGCUGGUGGCUUUCCUACAAGUUCCCCUUUUGUUCUCCACGGGUUUUGAUUCUCUUUCAAACAUGUCUGGAAAUUCGGAAGACAAGUGGAGUUUGUAAAGAUGGGGAUACUUAAAAUUUGAGUGGAUAUUUAUAUUUUAAACAUGAUUGUUAUAGCCAGAUUAGCUUUGUGCAACACUAAUAUUUUGCUUAUAUCAAAUGUCAAGUUUAUUAUUUGACUC
Molecule: messenger RNA, 1196 nt
Organism: Mangifera indica (mango)
Lineage: Eukaryota; Viridiplantae; Streptophyta; Magnoliopsida; Sapindales; Anacardiaceae
Product: ER lumen protein-retaining receptor erd-2.2-like
Exons: 6
Coding region: 122-940 (272 amino acids)
Biological process (GO): protein retention in ER lumen
Cellular component (GO): membrane
Molecular function (GO): ER lumen protein retrieval receptor activity
Source: RefSeq, a predicted model, not a curated record